This is a messenger RNA of Prunus armeniaca (apricot), 1209 nucleotides long. Lineage: Eukaryota; Viridiplantae; Streptophyta; Magnoliopsida; Rosales; Rosaceae. The record is from the annotation of a GenBank genome assembly.
AUGUCUUCAACUUCGAAGAAGCGCCCGAAACCCAAACCAAAACCGAGCCCAGAGUCUUCUCUUUCUUCCAUUGCAUCAACAUUGGAACCAUCCCAGAAUUUCUUUCCCUCAAAAGAAGAGUUCUCGAGGCUCACAGUAGUGCUGGCCAUCGCAGCCUCGGUCGCUUUGACUCUCAAUUUCUUGUCCUCCACUCUUAUCAACCGCCACUCCAAGCCCUUCUGUGAUAGCUCCCUGGACUCUCUGGACUUCCUCCCUGAUUCUUGUGAGCCUUGCCCAAGUAAUGGACGAUGUUAUCAAGGCAAGAUGGAGUGUCUUCAAGGAUUUAAGAAGCGUGUGAAGUUAUGUAUAGAAGAUGGAGAUAUCAAUGAAACAGCUAAGAAACUUGCAGAAAGGGUAGAAAUUCGUCUUUGUGAGGCACUUGCUGAAUUUUUGUGCUAUGGAACUGGAACAAUUUGGGUUGAAGAAAAUGAUAUAUGGAAUGAUUUAGAUAAGCGCGAGCUGCUGGAACAUGUUGGCCCAGAUAAUGCCAUUUAUAUGUAUACAAAAGAAAGGACAAUGGAGACUGUCAAUAGAAUGUUGGAUACAAGGACAAGUUCUCGUGGGGUCAAAGAGUUGAAGUGUCCUGACAUGCUAGCUGAACAUUACAAACCUUUUUCAUGUCGCAUUCGUCAAUGGAUCUCUGAGCAUGCGUUACUUAUUUUGCCAGUUUGUGCAUUGCUUGUGGGAUCAACGUUCAUACUUUGGAAACUCCGCCGAAGACGGUGUCUAUCAACUAGAGUUGAUGAGCUUUACCAACAGGUUUGUGAAGUGCUCGAGGAGAAGGCCUUCAUGUCAAAGAGUGUGAAUAGUGAAUGUGAGCCAUGGGUUGUUGCCUCUCGGUUGCGAGAUCGUCUUCUUUUGCCAAAGGAGAGGAAGGACCCUGUAUUGUGGAAGAAGGUAGAAGAGUUGGUUCAGGAGGAUUCUCAUGUAGAUUGUUAUCCAAAGCUGGUGAAGGGUGAAUCAAAAGUAGUAUGGGAAUGGCAAGUUGAAGGCUCUUUGAGCUCUUCAAGAAGAAUGAGAAGGGGUGAGGAUAGCAAGUUGAAGUCCAGCAGAGCCACAGAAAGUUCUGAACACCAUCUUCAAGCACUACAUGCUGUGACCAUUAUCACGUGGGCCAAGAAGACUCAGAAUGUUUUGUCCUUGAGAGGUGAUUCACAGGGAGAUUUCUGA